Messenger RNA from Phymastichus coffea, 7285 nucleotides. It is a transcript of the gene MRP, whose product is annotated as multidrug resistance-associated protein 1. The transcript is spliced from 22 exons. The record is from RefSeq and is a predicted model, not a curated record. The coding region runs from base 376 to 5202 and encodes 1608 amino acids. Gene Ontology annotation, biological process: transmembrane transport. Gene Ontology annotation, molecular function: ATP hydrolysis activity; ATP binding; ABC-type transporter activity. Gene Ontology annotation, cellular component: membrane. NCBI's taxonomy places the organism in Eukaryota, Metazoa, Arthropoda, Insecta, Hymenoptera, Eulophidae.
CCGCUCCCUCUUUCAUUCUUUCUCUCUCUCUCUUUUCCCUCUCCUACUUGCGUAUACAUACGGCUUUCGCGUACGCUACAUAGCCUCUACCGUUCGUGAGGUUCACUGCGCGUGUCAACGGAUUCCGCAGAGCAGCAGCAGCGUCAGGCGAGCAGUGCUAUAUUGGCAGUGCGCGCGCGUGCAAGUGAAUAGAAAAGCGAGAAAGAGAGAGAAAGAGGGCGAAAUAUAGAAAGAAAAGCGCCGCCGCCGCCGCAGUGUAAAAAAUAAAACGCGUGAGUGUCGAUUUUCAUCUGCACACGCGCAUGUCCUUUAAUUCUCUUGAAUAGCUGUAUUCAAACGGGGGUUGAUGCGCACAGUGAUAAAUGUGCAGGCAAGAUGGAGAAUCAAACCACCACGGGAAUGGACCAAUUUUGCGGAACUAAGUUUUGGGACACAAAUCUCACAUGGUACACAGAUGACCCAGAUUUAACAGAAUGUUUUCAGAAAACAAGUCUCAUAUGGGUACCAUGUAUUUUUCUAUGGUUGUGUACAUCAUUCGAGGUGUACUACUUACUCACCAGCAAAAGAAGAAAUGUUCCUGUCUCAUGGUUAUACAUCUCCAAAUUUAUAUUGACAUUAGCACUUAUAGUACUUGCAAUUAUGGAUUUAGGCAAAUCAAUAAGAGAUAGUAUAUUGGAGUUACCAGUUUACAGUGUUGACUAUGUUACACCUUGUAUAAAAAUCCUUACCUUUACCUUAGCACUUGCGCUAUUAUUUUAUAAUAAGAAAUAUGGCAUGAGAACUUCAGGAUUACUGUGGAUGUUUUGGUUAUUUCUUAGUUUGUGUGGUAUAGUUCAAUAUAGAAGAUUAUUAAGAAAAAGUGAUAGUGAGCUUAGAUUGUAUUACGAAUAUGUAUCGUAUAUGAUAUACUUUCCAAUAGUGGUGCUAUUGUUCCUACUUAAUUUCCUAAUAGAUGCAGAACCAAAAGUCUCUGAAUACCAACCAGUAGAUAAACCAUGUCCAGAACAGAGUGCCUCAUUUCCAUCUCGUCUUAUCUUUGGGUGGUUUGAUUCAUUAGCAUGGACAGGUUUCAAACGUCCACUGGAAAUUACAGACUUAUGGUCAAUGAAUCCAGUAGAUAUGGCAAAAGAAAUAGUACCUAAAUUCGAUAAAUAUUGGAACAAAAGUCUUAAAAAAGUUGACAAACAAUUUUGGAACAGCUAUACCUUUUCUAGUGCCAAAGCCACGUUCAGAAAGUCUUCUGGGCAAAUUGAUAUUAGCAGUAACAAAAAGAAGAAAAUGGCUUCAGUAUUACUACCGUUAUGCAAAGCUUUUGGACCAAUAUUUCUCUUUGGAGUUAUGUUGAAAUUUGUUCAAGAUAUCAUGGUAUUUAUUAGUCCACAAAUUCUAAAGUUGCUCAUUCAAUUUGUGAAAAACGACGAACCCAUUUGGAAAGGCUUUUUUUAUGCUGUACUACUUUUCCUUACAGCCGUUAUUCAAACAUUGGUGUUAUCACAAUAUUUUCAUCGUAUGUUUUUAGUCGGUCUCCGCAUGCGAACUGCCCUCAUAGCAGCAAUUUACAGAAAGGCUUUACGUAUGUCAAAUUCAGCGAGAAAAGAAUCCACUGUUGGAGAGAUCGUUAAUUUAAUGUCUGUAGAUGCUCAAAGAUUUAUGGACGUAACGGCGUACAUCAAUAUGAUUUGGUCAGCACCAUUGCAGAUUCUUUUGGCUUUAUAUUUCUUGUGGAGAAUCUUGGAAGGUCCAGCGGUACUUGCCGGUUUAGCAGUGAUGAUUAUUCUAAUACCUGUGAACGCAUUACUUGCUGGAAAAGUAAGAAAUUUACAAAUCAAACAAAUGAAAAAUAAAGACGAAAGAGUGAAAUUGAUGAAUGAGGUAUUGAGUGGAAUCAAAGUUUUAAAGCUGUAUGCUUGGGAACCGUCAUUUGAAGAGCAAAUUUUGAAUAUUAGAAACAAAGAAAUCAAAGUACUUAAAGAAGCAGCCUAUCUUAAUGCGGGUACCAGUUUUAUCUGGUCUUGUGCACCAUUUCUGGUGUCUUUAGUUUCAUUCGCCACGUUCAUUCUGAUAGAUGAUACUCAUAUACUAGACAGUGAAACGGCAUUCGUGUCUUUAAGUUUGUUCAACAUUUUAAGAUUUCCACUAUCCAUGUUGCCCAUGAUGAUAAGCAAUGUGGUUCAAGCAUCAGUUUCCGUGAAACGUAUAAAUCAAUUCAUGAAUUCGGAAGAAUUGGAUCCGGACAAUGUGCAGCAUGAUCAAUCAGAAGUGAAUCCACUAAUCAUCGAAAACGGUAACUUCGCAUGGGAUUCGGAGAACAUUGAAAAGCCCGUGUUACGAAACAUCAAUCUACAAAUCAAGCCAGGACAAUUAGUUGCUGUUGUAGGCACUGUUGGUUCUGGAAAAAGCUCUUUGAUUUCAGCCAUGCUCGGAGAAAUGGAAAAAUUGAGUGGCAGAGUUAAUACAAAGGGUUCCAUUGCUUACGUUUCCCAACAAGCUUGGAUACAAAACGCUACGCUCCAAAACAAUAUUCUCUUUGGCAAACCUCUUGAAAAGGCAUUGUAUCAUCGCGUCGUCGAAGCGUGUGCUCUAACUCCAGAUUUAAAAGUAUUACCGGCCGGUGAUCAAACUGAAAUCGGUGAAAAGGGCAUCAAUUUGUCAGGUGGACAAAAGCAAAGAGUCUCGCUGGCGAGAGCUGUGUACAAUAAUUCUGAUAUCUAUUUUCUGGAUGAUCCUCUCAGCGCUGUAGAUUCACAUGUAGGCAAACAUAUUUUUGAAAAUCUCAUAGGACCAAAAGGUCUGAUGAGAAAGAAGACUAGAGUUCUUGUUACUCACGGUAUCACAUACUUACCUGAGGUGGACAAUAUCAUAGUGCUAAAAGAUGGACAAAUUAGUGAAAGUGGCACUUAUAAAGAGCUGCUUGAGAAACGUGGUGCUUUCGCAGAUUUCUUGGUGCAACAUUUACAAGAAGUGAAAUCUGAAGAAGAAGAAACUGAAGACUUGGCCGAAAUUAAACAAAGACUUGAGAGUACAAUUGGUAGUGAAGAAUUGCAGCAGAGGAUAAGUCAGGCAAGAACUAAACUUUCCGGUAGUAUCAGUGAAUCUGGUUCGAUCGGCGACCGAAAGUCUCUCAAUGGUUCACUACAUAGGCAACAUUCUACCGAUAGUCAACAAUCGGGCAGUCCUUUGCGUAGUAAUAGUACUGUGAAGGAGAAAGAACAAGCUCAGUACAAAACUGGAGAGAAACUUAUUGAGACUGAAAAAGCUGAAACUGGUAGUGUGAAAUGGAAAGUCUAUUCUCACUAUUUGAAAUCUAUAGGAUGGUUCUUGGCACUAUCUACUAUCAUUAUGAAUGCGGUAUUUCAAUCAUUUAGUAUCGGUUCAAAUAUGUGGUUGAGUGAAUGGUCCGACGACAAAUCAUUACAUAAUAAGUCCACUUACGAUCCUUCCAAGCAAAAAAUAUAUCUUGGUAUUUAUGGUGCACUUGGUUUGGGACAAGUAUUGAGCGUAAUAUGCACGUCGUUGAGCGUACAGCUCGGCACACUACGCUCGUCCAGCGUCAUGUUUCGUGAGACAUUACACAACACAUUGCGCGGCCCCAUGUCCCUGUUCGACACGGUGCCGAUCGGCCGUAUUCUCAGUCGCUUCGGCGCCGAUAUUGAUACCAUGGAUAACAAGCUUCCGAUGUCGCUUAUGCAGUGCCUAUCGUGUUUGUUUAGGCUGGGCUGUUGGCUGGCCGCACGUCAGAUGCACAUCAUCAUGCUGCGCGGAGUGCUGCGCGCUCCGCUCACCUUUUUUGACACGACACCCAUCGGUCGUAUUAUCUCCAGGUUCGCUAAGGACGUCGAUGUCCUGGACGUGUCGCUUCCCCAACAAAUUUCCGAUAGCAUCUAUUGUACGUUCGAGGUGAUCGCUACCCUCUUCGUCAUCAGUUACAGUACACCGAUUUUCAUAGCCGUAAUUGUACCGAUUGGCGUGAUUUAUUACUUUAUCCAGCGAUUCUAUGUCGCUACCUCACGGCAGCUCAAGCGAUUGGAGUCGGUGUCUAGGUCGCCGAUUUAUUCGCAUUUCGGCGAAUCGGUCACCGGUGCUCAAACCAUUCGGGCUUAUGGCGUCGAAGACAGGUUUAUCAAGGAAUCUGAGAACAGAGUUGACUUCAAUCAAGUUUGCUACUAUCCUAGUAUCAUUUCUAACAGGUGGCUCGCAGUGCGUUUGGAAAUGGUAGGAAAUUUAAUCAUUUUAUUUGCUGCACUGUUCGCCGUUCUUGGUAAGGAAACAAUGAACGCUGGCCUUGUUGGCUUGUCCAUUAGUUACGCGUUACAGAUCACGCAAACGUUGAAUUGGCUUGUGCGGAUGACAUCGGAUGUAGAAACGAAUAUCGUAGCAGUCGAAAGAAUAAAAGAGUACGGUGAAACUCCUCAAGAAGCAUCAUGGGAUAUACCGGAAACGGAUCCAUCAAAGGAAUGGCCAUCGCGCGGUAGCGUUGAGUUCCGCGAUUACAAAGUUCGCUACAGAGAAGGUUUGGAUCUCGUGCUAAACGGUCUCAGUUUCAAUGUCACUGGGGGCGAGAAAAUCGGUAUCGUCGGUCGAACUGGCGCCGGCAAAUCUUCACUUACUCUUGCUCUAUUCCGAAUUAUCGAGGCUGCCGCCGGCAAGAUUCUCAUUGACAAUGUCGAAAUCUCCAAGCUAGGAUUGCACACACUUAGAUCAAGAUUGACCAUCAUACCCCAAGACCCAGUGUUGUUCUCUGGCACUCUGAGAAUAAAUUUGGAUCCGUUCAAGAACAGCUCUGAUGACGAUCUUUGGAGGGCACUUGCUCAUGCUCAUCUGAAAGACUUUGUUAAAUCUUUGCCAAACGGUUUGGAACACGAGGUGACCGAGGGAGGAGACAACUUGAGCGUUGGGCAAAGGCAGCUAAUAUGUUUAGCAAGAGCUCUUUUAAGGAAAACUAAAGUUCUGAUUUUGGAUGAGGCGACAGCUGCUGUUGAUCUUGAAACUGAUGACCUCAUUCAAAGAACAAUCCGAGAAGAAUUUAAAGAGUGUACAGUGCUUACUAUAGCCCACAGACUUAAUACCAUCCUUGAUUCAGACAGGGUCAUUGUCCUAGAUAAAGGUUCAAUCGUUGAAUUCGAUGCACCAAAUAUCCUUCUUCAGAAACCUGAAAGCUUUUUCUACAGUAUGGCCAAAGACGCUGGGUUAACAUUAUCGUGAGGUGCACUAGUAGAUUUUGUCAAUUAACGAAUUUACAAUCUUGCCUAUGAGCUUUGGUCGUAACAAUGAUCUAUCUUAUAAUAACCGUAGUUUAGAACCAUAUAAUUUUCAGAAACAAAAACAAUCGAAUUAUUAUAAUAGGUAUUUGCAAAAAAUUUGCAAUCAACGAACCUUGUGCUUGCGUAUAUGUGUUGGUUAUAAACAAGUUUUAGGAAAUAUUUUUUGCAUCUCAUUUAAACGGUGUUUCCAACAAAAAUUACUUAUAAUCUAUAUACCUAUGUAAAUUAAGUCAUUUUUACUACUGCCAAUUUUAUCAAGUUGUCGUAUUAUUGUUAUCAAUUUAAUUCGGUACAUUGGAUAUUUUUGAGUAUCCAUCAGAACUAUUAUCACAAUUUAUGGUACUAAGAACAAAACUGCAUUACGUUUUCCUCGUGUUUUUAUUAUUCAAUUCUACCAAUGCAAUGUUAAGAUUAUAUUAUUUCUUAAUUACACGUUAAGAAGACAGUUUUUAAUUUGAUAUAAUUACGUAAGACGUGUUCAUUUUUGAGUUAUAUAAUACUUUUCUUGAUUGCUGGAACAUAAAAUCUAUAAUACAAAUUUACAGUAAUAGUAUUAUAUUUUUGCACUAAUCUCUUAAAUACUAAUAGUUCGUAAAAUUUACUACACAAUACUAAUUAAGAUUUAUUGUAGUUAAUUAGUUACUUGUAUUUUAUACUCAAAUUGCUAAGCGAAAAAAAACAGAUAUUUUUCAUACUACUAAUAUUGGGCCUAAAACUAAGUACUUAAGUUAUUAUACUUGAUUUUUCUACAAAAACUUACAUGAAAUUGUAAAAAAAUAUGCUAUCUUAGGUUUAGUUAAUCAUAAACAAAUAACUAAGAAAUUAUUUGUCAUGUCACACAAGUGACCGUUUUUUUCACUUAUUACUUGUUCACUUUUUGUCUCAAUUAACGCAGAAGUUUACUUAUACAUUGAAAAAAGUUCGCCAGUUUACUUACUUUCGACCAACAAUUACUUAAUAUUAAUGAUACGUUUUUUUAAAACAAUACCGAUAAUUUAUCAUAGAUGAAAUGGUUAUUUUUGCGUUAUACAUCUAUUUAAUAACAACAGAAAUCGAAAAACUUUGUAAACUUCAGAUUACAAAAAAUAGCAUUUCAAAAAAAGGAUCUUUUAAUGCGUGCCUAUAUUGGCUUGGUAUUGACAUUUAUCCAGGGUUUUAUCGAUGGUUCAACAAACCUUGUAUAGUUUAACAAAAUAAUAAGAAAUUGUUAUGAAAAAAUGUGUUAACUUUGUCCGCAGUUAUUGAAUAGCACGUUUAGUACCGACUGUAAAAUCCUGUGUUGUACAUAUCUCUGUUCGUUAAUUAAUAAAGAAAGUUUAAACUCUGAAAGUUCAUAAAGAUAAAUAGAACAAUAAAAUUUUCAGCUAGAGUGAGAUCAAAUCAAAGCAAUCUUAAUAAAAGCUGCUAUAAAACUUAGAGAGAAAGUUGUUAAAAUAUCAAAUCAAUUAACAAUUAAUAUAAAAAAUGAAUUUUUGUAAAUAAAUGCUUCCAAGUUUGAACUUUAGUUUAGCAAGUCAGUUAGUUCUCUAAUAUUUUACUACGUACUGUAAAAUAGUUAAUAUCUUAUUUUCUUCAGUAAUAAAAAAGCAACGUAAGCGAGCGUAUUGACCAUCGUAAUACCGAAAAUGAACAUACAAAGAGAUUUAUAAAAUCAGGUGCAUAAAAAAAUUGCAGCAUGAUGCGUAUGUAUGGGAUAAGUGCCUUUUUGUAAGAAUGAUAUACGAGUGCUAAAUGUUUCUGGUAUCUUUUAGGUGCUGUGCAUGUGUACAUUAAAACAAAAAUAAAGAAUUAUAAGAAAGCUUCAACAGUAGUAACAAUAUUAAGAAAUAACUAGGAAACCCUUGUCAUUUUUAUUUCAUAAUACUCGAAUUUUUAACUUGAACCAACAUUCCUUAAUAUGUAAUCAUUUAAUAUCAUUUUCCACAGCUUUAUACUAAACAGAAAAAAUGUUCUAAUGCUUGACAAAUCUGUAUAGUUUUAUUUUGAACAAAAGCUUUUAACGAUAAAUGUAAAAAAUCUUCUAA